UUUCUUCCUCCUCCUGAUUCACUCCUCUGGCUGAUGUGCAAGAUCUCGCAGAAGCCAGGGACUUGCGUUCUGGCCUUGGCAAAAGUACUUAGGAAGAAGCAAGGGCUUCCCGGCUGGGAGGAGGGAGGAGAGCUGAAGACCCCGCCUUUGGCUCAGCUAAGCAAAGUGGGCAGCUCAGUGCUUGAAAGAGGAUUGUGCUCGCACUAGACAUCAGUAAGUGAGUGACUGUAUGAGUGCCCCUGGGUCAUGGGGUAGACUUGAAAAUGAUGCUUGGUUCUAGGAGAAAGCUGCAAGGCUGCUGUCUGUGCGCUUUCUGUGUCCCGUGGAGACUAGAGGCUUAGGCACAAGAAUCAGAACUCCAAAUGCCUCCUCCCAAUCCUGGAAAAUGGCAACUUCUACUGAGAGUAGUUAGGACAUACUCUCCUUUCCUGACCCCUCUUCCCAGGAAAAUGUGCUACUAAAUCAGACAGAGUUGGGAUUAAGUGGGGAAAGUGAAAUGUAAUAUUAAUAGAUAUUGCAAUUUGUGAUUAUGUUCUGUGUGUGCUGGCAUUGUUAUAUCUAUUAGCAGAAAUUGUCAGCAAAGUCAGAGGCAGGGGCUUAAAUGGGGAAAUUGAGAGUUUCUAUGACCAAGAGGCUGAGUAGUUCAUAUGUAAGGGAUUAAAUACAAAAUUUAUUUAAUAAAUAAUAGAUGGGUUUUUAAAAAUCAUUAAAGAGGAACAGCAGCCAGGAAGCAUAAAAGUGCAUGAUAAAAAUUAGGAAAAGAAAAUUUCACAUCCAUGGCUUUUUGAAGUAGCCAAAAAUUUCAGGAUGUUUACAAAGUCGCGACAGUGAUGCAGGAAUACUUCAAUUAUUGUUGUACAUUAUUAAUAAUGUUGCCGGGCAAGAUCUGUGGUUCUCUGGUCAGCAAGUUCUGGCAAUGAAGCCACUGCCGCUGGUGCAAAGAAUUCUGGGAUGUCUGACAGUGAAAUGGAUGGAAGGACUCACAUUCCAUCUCUACUUAAUGCCCUUUUGUCCAGAAAUCGGGUCAUGCAGAUGAGCUACUUGAAAAGUAAAGAACAAGGCUAUGGAAAGCUAAGCAGUGAUGAAGACCUGGAAAUAAUUGUUGAGCAGAAGCAGGUAGUAGGUGUAACCUUGAAGAAAAAAUGGCACUGUCUUCAAAAAAGUGACCUGACCCUGGCUUUGGGAAAAGGCUCUAGGGCUGCAGAUAAGGCUGUUGCCAUGGUGAUGAAGGAGAUACCGAGGGAGGAGUCUGCAGAAGAAAAGCCCCUCCUUACUGUGACAUCACAGCUGGUGAAUGAGCAGCAGGAAAGCAGACCUCUCCUGAGCCCCUCCAUAGAUGACUUCCUCUGUGAAACCAAAUCCGAGGCCAUUGCAAAGCCAGUAACAUCCAACACAGCCGUGUUGACCACUGGCUUGGAUCUCCUUGACCUGAGUGAACCUGUCUCUCAAACCCAAACCAAAGCCAAGAAAUCUGAGUCCUCGUCAAAGACCUCAUCCCUCAAGAAGAAAGCUGAUGGCCCUGACCUCAUCAGUGCAGAGGCUGAGCAGAGGGCCCAGGCUCUCCGGGGCCCAGAGACGGCAUCUUUAGACUUGGUAGACAUUCAAACACAACUGGAAAAAUGGGAAGAUGUCAAGUUUCACGGUGACCGAACAAGCAAGGGGCAUCUCAUGGCUGAAAGGAAGUCAUGCUCAUCUAGAGCCGGGUCCAAAGAGCUCCUAUGGUCCUCAGAACACAGAUCUCAGCCAGAGCUGAGUGCCGGAAAAAGUGCCCUCAACUCCGAGUCGGCUUCCGAGUUGGAACUUGUGGCUCCAGCACAGGCUCGGCUCACCAAAGAGCAUCGCUGGGGGAGCGCUCUGCUCUCCAGGAACCAUUCCUUAGAAGAGGAGUUUGAGAGAGCAAAAGCAGCAGUAGAGUCAGAUACGGAGUUCUGGGACAAGAUGCAGGCGGAGUGGGAAGAAAUGGCCCGGAGGAACUGGAUAUCUGAGAACCAAGAAGCCCAGAACCAAGUCACCAUGGUCUCUGCCAGUGAGAAGGGAUAUUACUUUCACACUGAAAAUCCCUUCAAGGACUGGCCUGGAGCAUUUGAAGAAGGCUUAAAAAGGCUGAAGGAAGGGGAUCUGCCUGUCACCAUCCUGUUCAUGGAAGCAGCAAUUCUCCAGGACCCUGGAGAUGCUGAGGCAUGGCAGUUUCUUGGGAUAACCCAGGCCGAGAAUGAAAACGAACAAGCAGCCAUUGUCGCCCUCCAGAGGUGCCUGGAGCUGCAGCCCAACAACUUGAAAGCUCUGAUGGCCUUGGCUGUGAGUUACACCAACACCGGCCAUCAGCAGGAUGCCUGUGAGGCUCUGAAGAACUGGAUUAAGCAGAACCCAAAGUACAAAUACCUUGUAAAGAACAAGAAGGGCUCUCCGGGUCUCACUCGGCGGAUGUCGAAGUCCCCAGUUGACAGCUCUGUCCUGGAAGGAGUGAAGGAAUUAUACCUGGAAGCUGCCCACCAAAAUGGCGAUAUGAUAGACCCAGACCUGCAGACGGGCCUUGGAGUUCUAUUCCAUCUGAGCGGGGAGUUCAACAGAGCAAUCGAUGCAUUUAAUGCUGCCUUAACUGUUCGGCCAGAGGAUUACUCAUUGUGGAACCGGCUUGGGGCCACGCUGGCAAAUGGUGACCGCAGUGAGGAAGCUGUGGAGGCCUACACGAGAGCACUGGAGAUCCAGCCAGGCUUCAUCCGGUCCAGAUACAACCUGGGGAUUAGCUGCAUCAACCUGGGUGCCUACAGAGAAGCGGUCAGCAAUUUUCUCACUGCCCUCAGUUUGCAAAGAAAGAGCCGGAACCAGCAGCAAGUCCCUCACCCUGCCAUCUCGGGGAACAUCUGGGCUGCCCUCAGAAUUGCACUGUCGCUGAUGAACCAGCCAGAACUCUUCCAGGCAGCCAACCUUGGUGACUUGGAUGUCCUCCUAAGAGCUUUCAACUUGGAUCCUUAAAGGAAAAGAAAGAAAUACAGAAUAAUCCCUCAUCUGUUAUUAUACUAAAAAGGGACAAAACUAUUUUAUUAUGAAUUUCAAAAAAAAGAUUUUUUUUUAAGGAUAAAGCAAAGAGUCAAAAGGCCGUGGCCAUAUAACCCAAGGGAAUUGAUUACUAUAAGACAAUACCUGGCCUCUGUUCAGAUCCAAAAGCACAAAGCAAGAUCAGGUUCAAGAGAAGAACUAAGAUUCUCAAGACACCAAGAGAAGGUAACUGUGUAUACUCUUCCAGGUUACAAGUGGACUUUGAAUUAGUCUGUCCCCCGUCACAGCUGCUGGCACAUCUGAAGAGCUGUUCAUGGGACAUAGCAAGACAGUUUAUCUGCGGUCAGUGAACUCAGGCUGUCUGUCUGUCUACUGAACAUAGUUUGGGCCGUUGGCGCAUGCACACACACAACCUGACUAAGGGCAGGCAUUGCUUCCCCCUCCCGUUUUAACUUUUACUGUAAGCCUUUGUUUCCAGAGAGAGAGCUUUGCUGGCAAAAGCAGUUUUUGCACUAGACAUUUUUGCUGUUCCCAAUGAAAUCCUGUCUAGGAUUGUACAUAAGCACUUUAUUAGCGUAUUUAUGCCUUGCUGGGCUUCGGGUUUGCUGCUCCAGUCCCUAACUUGGGGGGCGCGGGCUGGAAGAUUUGAGACAGAUUUGUUAGUUCAAUGGACCAAAUAAAAAAUUCUGAGAAGAGUUUUUCUUAGCUUAGGGUUUUGAAGGCGCAUUGGCAUAGAAUGUAAAUAUGUUAAACCCAGUUUUCUUUGUGUGCUUUCUGGGAUUCUGUGGCUCUCAGUGGGAAGCGAGAUUCUGACUCUGCAUUCUCCCUGCAGAAGGAAGUUGGGCAAUUCUGCAAUUUCUAAUGAGUUUGUGUUAACUAGUUUUCAUAUCCUGUUCUCCGGCUUUCUAACUGCCCUGCACAAUGAUACUCCUUUUAAACUGUUACUAUUUUAAAUGGUAUUUCCUAAGUGUGAUAAAUACAUUUUUCCUAACGUUAAUGUGUUUCCUCAGUUCCAUAAUAGCCCACACUGUCCACCUCCUCCAGUGGUGAGGGACAGAAGGUCGUGUUUGUGACCAAGCUGCACUGAGUGGCAGAGUUCUCCUCGGAAAGAGGCACCUUGGGCUCUAAUAUAAACACUCAGCAAGAACCAGGUCUUCUCCAUUGGCAGAGACAUCUUAAAUGUUGACCUUCCACAUAUUUCUUCAGAUUUUUUGUGGGCGUUUGGGGGUUGGUAAUUAUUUCAAAAAAUGCAUUUAUAAAGAAUUAGAAAAUUAUUGGCAGAACACUAACCAAAAUACCAUGCUGCUCAGCUCUAAUUCUAGUAAAUUCUCUGUUCUUCUUCACCUUGUACCCUUCCUGCCUUCAGAAUCUUCCUGAAAGUAGUUAGGUCCCAACUUUUUCAUGUUCUUGGCUUACUAACAGUUCCCUCCACUAACAAUUGUAGUUACCAAAAACCAUAUUUUGGGUCCAAGCAGAUUAAUUGACUAUGGAAUUAUCUAUUCCUGAUUGAAAAUGUGCCCAGAGGCUGACUGAACCCCUCCAUUGCUGUGGAGUCCCCUGGGUUAUGAGAGGGACCCGAAGUUCACAAGUGACCACAAGUACUUGAGGCUUAUCUAUUGCACGAGCUUUCUGACUUAUAAGGACAAGGUGAUGAGGUUACUGUGGUGGCGUCAGGCUUUGCUGCUCAUUGUCAAUGUUCCCUGUGAUGGAACAGUGGUCCCAGCUCAGCAGCAGGACACAGAGACAUUAAGGCAUCCACUCCUGGGCACAGUAACAACUCACACUACCCUUUAAUGGCUGAGCCAUCCCUCUGUCCCUGGUCCAUGCUUUCUAUUAGUCUCAGCAGCAAAGCAAUGCUCAAAUAUAUUUAGAAGGGCAGAUUUUCUAGACCAGUAGUUCUCAACUUGUGGGUCGCGACUCCUUUGGCAAACUUCUAUCUCCAAAAAUAUUUACAUUAUGAUUCAUAACAGUAGCAAAAUUACAGUCAUGAAGUAGCAAUGUAAAUAAUUUUAUGGUUGGGGACUACCACAGCAUGAAGAAUUGCAUUAAAGGGUUACAGCAUCAGGAAGGUUGAGAACCACUGCUCUAGACGGUUAGAAACAGACUGGGAAGACCUGUUCAGGACAGACUGUAGGCCAUGGCAUUGCCUGCUUGAACGUUGCUGAUAGUGUAGUGACCAUUCCUUCCUUCUUCCUCACUCCAAGUGUCACCUGCUGGCCACCUUAUUUGAAUCAAUCAGAGAUCUUUCCAAGCCUGUAAACAAAGGGUUCAAAAGCAACCUUCAUGGCCAUUAUAUUCAUAAUGCUCUCCCAGGCCCUCAGCAGCACCAGAUCUUUCCAGGAUAAUGACCCACCACACCCUCAGCCCUGUUGCCAUUUCACACAGGAGCUCAGUCUCAGCCUGACUAGCACAAACGUGGGAAGUUUUAUUUCAUUUGAUUGUUGCUAAGUGGUGUCACAUAUUGUGACCCAAGUUUAUUUUACCGGAAUACCAAGUAGCUUCAAACUCUUAGGGGACAGUUGGCAAUUUUCCACUUCACCAUUAUGUAAAUUUUGUAGGACAUUUAGUGGAACUUUCUCUACUCCCUCAGUUCUGUCCAUCACAAUUAAGAUUUUUUCAUAGGCUGCCACUUAUCGGGAAGUUCAAAAUUAUUGCCUAAGAGGGAAAGAGUUGGAAUUUUCAAUGUUAUCAUAAUGAUAGUAAGUAAAAACCAGUAACUAAAAAGUAAAACUUUGAAUAUAGAGAGCCAUAGCAGACAUUAAGCAGUGAGAAUUUAGUGUCUUUCUCAUGGCAUCUGCAUCUUUUUGUUGUAUGCUUUUUAAAUGCAGAACUGUUGGGGGCUUUUCAUCUUCAUGGCAAGAAAUUGCCUUUUCUCUUUUGGUUUGAAAGACUAGGGCAUUCUUCUAAGGCCCUCAGGAAAAUCUUAAGGAUGGGACUCAACCAUACAAUGGCCACUUAGUAUCUCCCAGGGACUGAUUUUGCCAGUAAAUUGGAUGAAAAUGCAGAGAAAACCAUUAAUCACUGCUGAAUUUCAAAAUGUUACAAGUUUUGAUAGAACAUCUGUAUGCAAAGAAGAGGCAGAAUAAAGAGAGCCUGGGAUGUAGCUCAGUGAGUACAGCACACCCCAGAACCACAUAAACCGACCAUGGCAGUGUACAGCUGUAAUCCCAGCACUUGGGAAAUGGAAGCAGGAAGAUCAGGAGUUUAAGGUCAUCCUGGACUCUAGAUGAGGAGGAAAGGACCUUCUAACCAAGUCAGUCCCAGUGAUUCUUUAUUCUCUGCACUUCAUCCUGACAUCCCUCCCUCCAACCCACCAGAAACUUUAAUAACUAACAAUGAAGUGCACUUCCUCAGCCAGUCUGAUGUCUGCCAGAAUAGGGUAGGAACGUCCAGAAUACACUCAUUCUCAGAUGUACAUGCCGUUUUUAUUUAUAUUGAGAGGUCAUGCUGACUCUUAGAUCAAUAUCCAAAUUCUUUUUUAGAUAAAUGCUCUGGCGUAUUCUUGCCAUGUGGGCAAGGCUUGACUACAAUUGUAGCUCAUCUCACAGUUCCAAACCUCUCACCAUAAAGUCUACCUGUGCACUCCUGGCGGGACCAGAGGAAAGAGGAUGUCACUGUGUCCUCUGAACUGCUUCCACAAGGUUGAUUGCACUUACCUUACUGUUGUGACGGUGGUAGUGAUUUUUUUUUCCUGUCCUGACAUGCUUCUAGAAGCAGUUUAGAAAGCAGGUAUUUGGAAGGUUUAAUUCAUGUGCCAUCUUUCUGAGACCUCUUGUUUUAAAAAAGAAGACACAGGCAACACCCAUGACUUCAACCUUGUAACAUAGCUUCAAACUGGUUCCCUAUGCAAAUGUUUCUGCACAAUGCCCUUCUCAUUUCACUAUUUAUAGGACUGGCUGAAUUAUGCUGUUUUGAACUAAGAAGUAGAUACAUAUAUUUUUAAAGAGUGUUCAUAGACCAACUCUGGCAUAAAGUUUGUAAAAAGGCAAUUUUUAAAAAGCAAAAACAUAUAACCUCAGGUACAAAACUAUUGCAUGUAUCAGUACUUAAAAUCUGCCUAUGACUAUUAACCAAAGCAUGCAAGAUACUUUCACUGAAUGUAAACUGGCCCACUUACCCCAUGCAUGACUGGUGUCAUAGGCUAGCUUGUGUUUCCACUCUUCUCAACAAGCAAGCACUCCCUAAUGUUCCAGUGUUUUCUAUUGCUUUGCCCAUCUCAUCCUGUAGACUGUUGUCCUGCUAUCACAUUGGCAUUGACCGAUGCUCACAGGUUGGUUCAUACAUUGUGACUGACAGUCUCAGGCCAAUCUUCUGAGGGACCCAGGUACAGACUUGGGUCCUUUAAAACCCACAUGAAGCUUGAUAGAGCUAAAAAUGUCUUUGCACAAGAAGCUUUGAACUCUAAAUUCUUAAAAACGUAGUUCAAGUUUUCUUUUCAGAAAGUUUAGGAAAACAGUAGAAAACACUGGAAUUCUAAAUUAUGUGGGGAGGUCAGAGUGAUGUCAUACAUACAGAGAUUGCCCUGAGGCAAAGUGGAUGUGGGGCCUUAGUUCCCCAUCGGGAUAGUAUGUCACAGAGUAGAGUGUAUGUAGGUUACUGUUCUAUUUGCAAAGUCAAGGUCCCUUUCCCUUCAGAAACUAGAUUUGAUCAACCUGACCAAAAACACUCCAAUUCAGGGGUAGGAGAUGAUUUUAUGGCCAAUGUCUUCUCUCUGUCUUCUCCUAAAACCCCAGUCUUAUGAAAAUGCCAGGAAAGGAGAGAUUAUAGCUCAGUUCAGGGGCUGGGGCUGGGGACAUAGCCGCAUUGACAGUGCUUGUUUCCCAUGCCCAAAGCUCUGGGUUUGAUCCUGCAAAGCAUUCAACUGGGCAUGGUGGCACACAUCUGUAAUCCUAGCAAGGAAGGUCAGGAAUUCAAGGUCAUCCUUGGCCAUACAGAGUUCAAGACCAUCCUGUGCAAGACACUGUCUCAAAAAAAAUUAAAAAGACCUUUAUUUAGGUCAUAUGUGAAAAACAACUUUUUUACCCUUUCAUAACAUCCCAUGCCCUCCCACACACAAGCCCAGAGUCUAAAUUACUCUUCCCUGACACAGAAAAAGACCAUAGUGUGGAGACAGUAGAAACUUAAGAGGAACUCAAAGUGUGAGGCCUGAUAGUUUCUCACACUGCACACAGCUGCUGAAAUUGCUACAGAAAUACCAAAUAAAAUGGUCUGGAGACCAGCGCCCGAACCUCAGGACCUCCUGAGCUAUAGAAAGGGUAGCUGAGUAUCCCUCAGCAAGACAUAGGGACAGUCCCAGAAAAACUUCACUGAAAAUGAUAAUAAGGUGAAAAACACAAGGAAGCCACUGGUGGCUUAACUGUACAAUGUGCAUCUUUGAAGUUGGCUUUGGUUUGUCUUUGAAUUGAUGGGAGAGGGAAAUGACUUGCACACAGUGAGUAAACUGGAUAUCUGCCAUCUUCACUGAGACACGUGACAUUCUCUCAUAGGGAUUCCACAAGGAUUGCGCCAUGUGAUCAGGGAGUUCAUGUUACCAUCAGUGAAAGGAUGUCACAAGCCCAAUUGACCAGUCUUUCUUUCUUUCCCCCACACAGCAUCUGGCCCAAGUCCUCCUCAACUUUCUUUACCCAAAUUUGUUUACAUCAGUUGAAAAGAACUGAUUAAUUCAGUAAACUUUUUACAACCUAUAAGAAGCAUUUAUGAACUAUUUAGAAAUAUUUCUAUCUAUUUUGUAUAUCUAUGAAUCCUGCAUAUUUAGUCUAACCUAAAAUUGUGUUUUAAGGAAAGUACCACGAGGCUUCCUUAUUGUGCUCAAUAGCUUUAAAAUCUGGGGUUUCAUGAGAUUUCAAGCUGAUGUAGGUAACAGAAAAACUUAACUUUAAAUGUUUACACUGAAUUUCUAAACUAAUACCAACCCCAAAUUAAGUGAUCUAUCGUCAAUUAAUGGCAAUGGGGAUUUGAAUAUUAUUGGCAUACUAUGAGAUACUAUUUCUGUGGCCUAGUGAAUAACACGCAGCCUACUCUGCCAUGUAGUAAGCCUUCGUCAUAGUCUUUCUCUGCAUUGCCUUUUGAAAUAAAACUACUAUCAAAAUAACCACUUAUCCUACAGAUGUGUUAAUUCACUCUGAUGACUUAUAAUUUGCAAAAUACCAAGCUUGAGGUAGUGUGUUUAUACUUUGUUGAAGGCACGCCUUCCUUUUUCACAUUAUUAACCUGUAUUUACAUUUAUGCAGUUUUAAACUAUGUUUCCAAAUAAACUUUGUCUGUGGCUUCAUGGUCUUUUCAGGACUCUCUCAAGAUGGGAUUUGGGGUCAGAACCACUUGCAGCCAAGUAGAAACCAGUUACUACCGCUUUAAGAGAAGUCCUUCCAUUGAGUAUCACUACAUACAAUUUUGCAUGAGUUAUCUGGAAAGCAGGAAUGCAUUUGUAGAUGAACAACAAACCCUGAAAACUGUUUCCUUUGUUAAUUUUUUAAGACUAAAAUAUUAACCUAAAACUGAAAUUUGUGAUCUUUUUAAAAUAAAAGCAUUAAAACAUGUGUCA
Messenger RNA from Peromyscus californicus insignis, 9541 nucleotides. It is a transcript of the gene Pex5l, whose product is annotated as peroxisomal biogenesis factor 5 like. Gene Ontology annotation, biological process: protein import into peroxisome matrix, docking. Gene Ontology annotation, cellular component: cytosol; peroxisomal membrane. NCBI's taxonomy places the organism in Eukaryota, Metazoa, Chordata, Mammalia, Rodentia, Cricetidae. Gene Ontology annotation, molecular function: protein binding. The transcript has 16 exons. The record is from RefSeq and is a predicted model, not a curated record. Bases 952 to 2976 code for a protein of 674 amino acids.